AUGAAAAACAUCCUAAAACUCGCAGCGCUGGCUGCCUCCCUUACGGCCACAGAGGCCCAGCUCAGGGUACGUUUGAUGUCGUCAAGCGUGCGCCAACUCGCCGAGCCCGACUUUUCGACAUUCGAAGUCGAAAGCGAAGCGCAGAGCUCCUCUGCCUCGUUUAACGAUGUCAAUUUCACCGUCUCCGCGCCCGAGGGGUCGUACCUGCAGGGCGAUUACUACAAGUACCAGUACACGCGGGCUGUCUCGCACCUGGGCGAGCGCGUUGUGAACCAGGGUAUCACCACGGACCCGGAUAAUCCGGGGCCUAUUACGCUGUCGAUUCUGGGGUUGGAAGAGGGUGAGCAUACGCUGCUUACAUGGCAUAAUCUGUGGUCAGAGCCUGAGGACUCUGCUGCCAGUGUGGCGGUUUCUGCUGGGGGCGAGGAGCUUGAUGAGGUUGAACCGUCGGUCCGAGUAGACAAUAUCUGGGAGUCGCAGACGUCGUACAUUGCCUUUUCGGUUUCAUCGCCUGACGAGGCUGUCGAGAUCACAUACACCCCGAAUGGCGGCGACGGCCUCGUCUUCCUGAAUGGCUUCGAGAUCGAUACUCCCGCUAUAGGAAACCAGGUCUCCUUCCCGACUCCUGCGAACCGCGACGAGCGUUUGGAGCCUGAGGAUGAUAGUGUCACUGCCUCUUGGAGGGCUCCAACUGGUGUUGAGUCUCCUACGUACAAUGUGUAUCUUGGUACAGCCGAGGACGACCUCGCGGAGACUGGUAAAGGACUGAGUGAGCCGAGUGUGACUUUAUCAGGCCUCAACACCCUCGACACCUUCUACUGGCGCGUUGAUGUCGUCUCCGGGAAUACCACCUACACCGGACGCACCUUCAUGUUCCGCCUUGCCCAUCUAGCCUUCCCCGGUGCAGAAGGAUACGGCCGAUUCGCACGCGGCGGACGCGGCGGCAAAGUCGUCAAAGUAACCAGCCUCGACGACACCGAAGACCCAGGCACAUUGCGCCACGCCUUAACAAUCGCAACCGGCCCGCGGACUGUCAUCUUCGACGUCGGCGGCGUAAUCACCACGACCUCCCGCAUGACCGUCAACGGGAACUACAUCACGCUGGCCGGCCAAACAGCACCGGGGAAGGGCAUCGCCGUGCAGGGGUGGCCGCUUGGGCUAUCCGGGGCGUCGGAUGUGAUAGUUCGACAUCUGCGCGUGCGCCCUGGCUCUUCGACUGGGGAGACGGUCGACGGGAUGGGAAUGCAGGGGUCGAAUUACUGUAUCUUUGAUCGGUGCUCGAUGGGCUGGGCGAUUGAUGAGUCGUUCUCGUCGAGGGCUGCGAAGAAUAUUACCUUCCAGCGGAAUAUGAUCUCGGAGCCGUUGAAUGCUGCGGGGCAUCAGAAUUACCCUGAGGGCACGGAGCAUGGGUAUGCGGCGACUGUGGGGGGUGAUGUUGCGAGUCUGCACCAUAAUCUGAUUGCGCAUGCAGAGGGGAGAAGCUGGAGUAUGGGCGGUGGUGUGGAUGAUAAUGCGAAUUUUGCGGGACGGUUGGAUAUUCGCAAUAACGUUGUUUAUAACUUCGGCGGACGAGUCACCGACGGCGGUGCAAUGGAGGUCAACUUUGUGGGAAAUCUGUAUAAGCAGGGUCCUGCAAGUGACCUAACAUAUGCACUCCAAGCUACAUACGAGGACGACCUCCCCGGAAAGCAGCAGUACCACUGCGCCGGCAACUCCAUGCCAGGCAUCUUCGACCAGGACUCAACGCAGUUCGUCGACGACGGCACCGGUCAGACAUCCGAGAUAGCCUGCUACGCCGAUAUCAGCAUCGACCCGGCCCCCAGCUACCAGAAGUUCUUCGAUGAGCCAUUCUUCCCCUCCCAUAUAACCGAGCAACCAUCCACAGAAGCAUACAAGCGCGUCCUCUCCGACAGCGGCGCAUCCCAACCAAUCCUCGACGACCACGACGCACGCAUAGUUCAAGAAACCGUCGACGGCACAACAACAUACGAGGGUUCCGUCACGGGCAAACCAGGCCUGAUCGACAACGAAGCCGACGCCGGCGGAUUGGAAGAGUUCCCCACCGUCUCGCGCAGCGCGUCCUGGGACGCGGACGAUAACGGCAUUGCGGACUGGUGGGAUGGAUCGACUGGUGACGAUGGGUAUACGGUGCUGGAAGGGUACUUGAAUUUCAUGGCCGAUCCGCAUGUUUUUGUUGCUCCGGGUGGGAGUGUGGAUGUUGGGCUUGGGAAGUUGGUGGCUGGGUUUACGGAUCCUGGGUUUACGGUUGGGGAGACGGAAAAUGGGCUUGGUGAGGUGCAGGUUGAGUCGGGGACUGCGACUUAUACGUCUACUGGGGAUGCUGGGGUUGAUUACUUUACGGUUAGUGUUGAGGAUAGCGAGGGGAGUACGUGGGAGCGGAGGGUUGGUGUUGCUAUUUUUGAGGGGGCCGAUGAUGUUGAGUAG
Aspergillus puulaauensis is the source of this 2445-nucleotide messenger RNA. RefSeq lists its product as uncharacterized. The coding region runs from base 1 to 2445 and encodes 814 amino acids. The record is from RefSeq and is a predicted model, not a curated record. NCBI's taxonomy places the organism in Eukaryota, Fungi, Ascomycota, Eurotiomycetes, Eurotiales, Aspergillaceae. The transcript has 7 exons.